Messenger RNA from Rodentolepis nana, 1254 nucleotides. Lineage: Eukaryota; Metazoa; Platyhelminthes; Cestoda; Cyclophyllidea; Hymenolepididae. The record is from the annotation of a GenBank genome assembly.
AUGUCGAAAGUGCUGGAUACAAAAACCGCUAAAAACUCCAAUUUGAUUUGGCUUGAAGCUCGACAUCGGUUCUGCAUAGCUAGCGCCUUAGAGAUGAGCGGUUCGUCAUCAUCUAGGGCGAGGAAGCAGAAUUUUUCGCCAAAUAAUUCUAGUUUCUUUUCAUACAGUGACGAUAUCGAUACGGAAGAUGGGUCACAGGACUACUUGGAAGACAGUUGUCCACCAAGAAGAACAAACAAAACCGCGUCAGUGACUAGGAAAAUUUCAGAUCCUAGAGAUCGUCAAUCCCAACUUGACCAUAAUGAGCAGGAACGUGGUCGGAGAAGGGAGCUUGCCAUUAUUUACGAAAUGAUCCGUACUUGUAUCUCGGAGGAUGAUAUCCGCAGGCAUUUAGAUGGUACAGCCAAGUCUGCUGACAAGCUGUCCUACCCCCAACUUCUACAGAUCUCGUGUGGAAAGAUUCAGGAUGAACUACACGACCAAAGGAUAAUUCGUUCAUUGUUUCGAGAUAUCGAGUUAUUAGAGCAAAUGUGUGCUGAUCUAGGCAUCGAAAUUGAGAAAAAACGCCCCGCCGUCGACCCAAUGGAUCAUCACAAAAUGAUUGCCGAAGUUGUCGAAGAAGUGUUAUCGGUGGAUAAAAGAUCACGAAAUUAUAAUGGUGAAUAUGUAAUGUCUCAGCGUGCGAGAGCGCAGCAAGCGCACAGUAAGCUCAACGGGCUGUUGGUGAAUGUAAACAAUCUGGUAAAUAUUUCCCAAACGCAGGUCCAUCAUUUUCCUUCAUCUCGAGAAAAUCGACCUGUUGGCCCUUUCCGUAGACCUCAUCGCAGAAUUCAGAAGCGAAGUCGUCGACCAUUUUGGAAUAGACGUGCAACCUUAAUAAGCCCUCUCUCAUCUCCAGUUCACAGUCCGUUUCCUCCAUCCCCACCUUCUCCAAGUCCCUAUGAGGAUUCAAGACUUUCCCCUGAAAUUAUUGAAGAAGUAAUAAGUCAAUUCCCCCCACCAUUAGUAUACCAUGAGCCUUCUGCUCCUUUCUUAUCGUCACUGGAUGUCCAUGAUCUUUCGGAUCGAGGAACAAUUGAAAACGGCGAAAUCAGAUUCGAGGAAUCCAUUUCCAUUGAAGAGGCAAAUGUAUUGCUUCGCGAGUUUGAUGUAAAUGGCAUUGAUGAUCUUGGAUUCGAAUCCCUUUUUGGAUUAGUUAAUAGUGGAAAUAUCCCUGAGGAAUUUGACAAUAUACCCUUUGGCUAUUUUCCCUAA